This is a messenger RNA of Macadamia integrifolia, 1367 nucleotides long. Its product is annotated as TVP38/TMEM64 family membrane protein slr0305. The coding region runs from base 231 to 1196 and encodes 321 amino acids. The transcript has 5 exons. Lineage: Eukaryota; Viridiplantae; Streptophyta; Magnoliopsida; Proteales; Proteaceae. The record is from RefSeq and is a predicted model, not a curated record.
AUAAAGGAAGGACACAAAGAGGAGUCGUGUGGGAGAGUGGCUACUGACUUCUCUCCUACAGUCCUACUUGGAGGCGAACCAGAUAACCAGCGAGGAAGACGCUAGGUUGCGACACAGAAGGGGGGCGACCACUUGGGAGUAAGCCGACUUCUGCGGGGGAAGGAUCCGCUGCGACCUGGACGGAGGACAACUCGAGGUGGGAGCUAGAAACCAGUACAGUGAAUGAUACGAUGUCGAAUUCUUCUGGAGGACUAGGAAAGCAUAGUGCAAACUCUGGGAAUCUUAUGCAGGAAGAAUCUGUAAGGCUGGUGAUAUCGAAUGAGCCAAGGAUAGCUGAGGUCAAUGUCCUACAAACUCGAGCAGGAAUUAGGUUUAAAUCUUUCAGCUGGUGGAUGAAAGCCUUACUAUGGUGCUGCAUUUUGAUAGUCCUUCUCCUUGUUUUCUUGAAAUGGGGAGUACCAUUUCUUCUUGAAAAGGUUCUCCUCCCGAUUAUGCAAUGGGAAGCUACUGCCUUUGGGAGGCCUGUUCUUGCUCUUGUGCUUGUUGCCUCUCUGGCAUUAUUCCCUGUAGUUUUAAUUCCUUCUGGACCCUCCAUGUGGCUGGCGGGGAUGAUUUUUGGAUAUGGUAUUGGGUUUGUGAUCAUCAUGGUUGGCACCACCAUCGGGAUGACCUUGCCCUAUUUGGUUGGAUUACUGUUCCGCGACCGCAUCCAUCAAUGGUUGAUGCGAUGGCCCCAGAACGCUGCUGUUCUUAGGCUGGCUGGGGAAGGAAGCUGGUUCCAUCAGUUUCGAGUUGUUGCACUCUUCAGAGUUUCACCGUUUCCCUACACUAUUUUCAACUAUGCUAUUGUGGUAACAAAUAUGAGAUUUUGGCCCUACAUAUGCGGAUCAAUUGCUGGAAUGGUACCUGAAUCAUUCAUUUACAUCUAUAGUGGGCGAUUAAUAAGGACGUUGACAGACAUGAAGUAUGGAAACCAUCACCUGACCACUGUGGAGAUUGUGUACAACAUUAUCUCCUUCAUUGUUGCAAUAGUUGCCACGGUUGCUUUUACUGUCUAUGCAAAGAAUGCCUUGAACGAGCUUGAAAGGGCCGAGAGUGAUAAAGAAGCUGGCAUAACUGAUCAUUGCAGUUUUGAAAUGGAAAAACUUCCACCAAUUAGUCCGGAACAUUUAGUUCUCUCGUCUGUUUCUGCAUAACCUGCAGACAUGGAGUCAUGUGGAUGCUGUAAAGUUGUGGUAGUAGAUAAUAGUUUUCUGAUGUGUUAUCCCCUUGGGUCUUUGUUAUUGUCGGGGUGGGAUGGGGGGUUGAUACAAGUGGAUAUAAUACAGUGAAAUACGACGAAAAUAGAACAGAAGGGUUUUCCUGUA